UGGAAAAGAGAGCAUCAGUUUUACUCAUGCGAUUGUAGCAUUGAGGCUCUUAAAAGGGCUGAAGAAGUGAUAGACGCAGCUGACUUAGCCUCAGAAAAGCACAGUUUUCAUCUAUUCCCUUGUGAUUUUUCUAUUAGUGGUUUUUUGAAGUGGUGGUCCUAUGAUCCUUGCAGGGAAGUUAUUCUGCAAAAGCAGGACAUUUGUCUUUCAGAUGUUGAAGACAAGAGAGUGGUAGGGUUAAAUGAUUUUUCUUCUUUGAAGGAAUGUAAAUGCUGCCUUGGCGGGGGUGGAUUUUGUGACCUUGUUAUCCAUGCUGUUGGCAUUACCACUUCACAGGAUGCCAACAUCAAUUGCAGCAUGUUUCGCUGUAUUGAAACCUGGUGGCCUACUUCUAUUCAGAGAUUAUGGUAAUUUCCCAACAAAAAACAUAAAUUUAUAUGUA
Molecule: messenger RNA, 442 nt
Organism: Camellia sinensis
Lineage: Eukaryota; Viridiplantae; Streptophyta; Magnoliopsida; Ericales; Theaceae
Source: RefSeq, a predicted model, not a curated record